AUGAAGAAACUGCUUUACAAAUGGAAAUCUUGGUGGAGGUCUCUUCCCAAGUUCAAUUACUUUGUAAUCAAGUUGUGGGUUUCGAUUUUCUUUGUUGGUUUUGCAUUUAGGCUAAUUUAUAGUCAAUCCACUGUAUUUUCUCAAUACCCUUCUGUUAAAUAUACUCGUAUUUCACCACCCCAUGUCGAUUAUUUUACUCCCCAACAAAUUACAGUUGAAACGCCUCCUCAAGAAGGAAAGUGUAAUCUUUUUAUUGGGGAUUGGAUUCCAAAUCAGGGAGGACCUCUUUACACAGAUGAGACUUGCAGCUUCAUUCCAGACCACCAGAAUUGUAUGAAGAAUGGACGACCGGAUACUGGUUAUCUUUACUGGAGGUGGAAUCCUCAUGGCUGUGAAUUGCCUCGACUUAAUCCCGAGAAAUUUCUUGAGCUUAUGAGGAAUAGAAGUUGGGCAUUCAUUGGUGAUUCAAUAUCAAGAAACCACGUGCAGUCAUUACUUUGCAUUCUCUCAACGGUUGAGAAGGCCGUUGAAGUUGACCAUGAUGAGGGAUACAAAUCCAGGCGAUGGCUAUUCCCCUUGCACAAUGUUUCUGUUGCGGGUAUUUGGUCCCCAUUCAUUGCAGAAGCAGCCAUUUUUGAUGACAUCGUUACUGGUGCUUCAACUUCUGAGAUUGAUCUGCAUCUCGACAAACUUGAUACAAAUUGGACCAAGUUGUUCAAGAGCUUGGAUUACGUGAUAUUUUCCUUUGGUAAGUGGUUCAUUAGAAGCUCAAUCUACUAUGAGAAAAGUACGGUUUUGGGCUGCCAUUACUGUCCUAAAAGGAACUUCACAGAGCUCGGGAUCGAUUUUGCUUAUCAAAAAGUCCUUAGGAACUUAUUUGACUACAUUGUCACAUCAAAUCACAAGGGCACAAUAUUUUAUAGGACAUCUGCUCCGGAUCACUUUGAGAAUGGGGAGUGGGAUAAGGGUGGUAACUGUAGAAGAACGGAACCUGCAAGGGAAGGUGAGUUAGACCUCCCCUGGUUGAACAAAAUUUUCCGCGAAAUUGAAUUACGAGAAUUUCAAAAGGCAUCAACCAGAGCAUCAAACGGGGUAAAUCUUAAACUUCUGGACGUGACACCUCUUUCAUUGUUGAGACCUGAUGGACACCCGGGUCCAUAUAGAUUCUUCCAGCCAUUUUCGAAAGACAAGAAUGCGAAGGUUAUAAACGACUGCUUGCACUGGUGUCUACCGGGGCCAAUCGAUUCUUGGAAUGAUUUGUUAAUGGAAAUGGUGAUAAAUGGUUGA
This is a messenger RNA of Fraxinus pennsylvanica, 1287 nucleotides long. Lineage: Eukaryota; Viridiplantae; Streptophyta; Magnoliopsida; Lamiales; Oleaceae. The record is from the annotation of a GenBank genome assembly.